Anolis carolinensis (green anole) is the source of this 13023-nucleotide messenger RNA. It is a transcript of the gene rai1, whose product is annotated as retinoic acid induced 1. The coding region runs from base 4536 to 10310 and encodes 1924 amino acids. Gene Ontology annotation, cellular component: nucleus. Gene Ontology annotation, biological process: regulation of transcription by RNA polymerase II; circadian regulation of gene expression. The record is from RefSeq and is a predicted model, not a curated record. The transcript is spliced from 5 exons. NCBI's taxonomy places the organism in Eukaryota, Metazoa, Chordata, Lepidosauria, Squamata, Anolidae.
UGGUGGGCGGGGGUGAAGGAAGAAAAGAACUCUCGUUGGAAGAGACCACAAGAGCCAUUCAGUUCGACUUUCCAAGAUAGAUAGAUAGAUAGAUAGAUUCAUAGAAUUGGAAGAGACCACAAGGGCCAUCUGAUCCAGCUUUCCUCGAUGGAUGGAUGGAUGGAUGGAUGAAAUCAUAGAGUUGGAAGAGACCACAAGAGCUAUCUGAUCCUAAUUUCCUAGAUAGAUAGAUAGAUAGAUAGAUAGAUGGAUGGAUAGAUGAAAUUGUAGAGUUGGAGGAGACCACAAGAGCUAUCUGAUCCUAAUUUCCUAGAUAGAUAGAUAGAUAGAUAGAUAGAUGGAUGGAUAGAUGAAAUUGUAGAGUUGGAGGAGACCACAAGAGCUAUCUGAUCCUAAUUUCCUAGAUAGAUAGAUAGAUAGAUAGAUAGAUAGAUAGAUAGAUAGAUAGAUAGAUUCAUAGAAUUGGAAGAGACCACAAGGGCCAUCUGAUCCAGCUUUCCUCGAUGGAUGGAUGGAUGGAUGGAUGAAAUCAUAGAGUUGGAAGAGACCACAAGGGCCAUCUGAUCCUAAUUUCCUAGAUAGAUAGAUAGAUAGAUGGAUGGAUGGAUGGAUGGAUGGAUAGAUGAAAUUGUAGAGUUGGAGGAGACCACAAGAGCUAUCUGAUCCUACUUUCCUUGAUAGAUAGAUAGACAGAUGGACAGAUAGAUAGAAUCAUAGAGUUGAAAGAGACCACAAGGGCCAUCUGAUCCGACUUUCCUAGAUUGAGAGAUAGAUAGAUAGAUAGAUAGAAUCAUAGAAUCGUAGAAUUAGAAGAGACUGCAAUGGCCUUAUUGUCCGGUAGACAGAGAGACAGAUAGAAUCAAAGAAUUGGAAGAGACCCCAAGAGCCCUCCAGUCCGACUUUCCAAGAUAGAUAGAGAUGGAUAGGUUUGUGGAGUUGGAGGAGACCACAAGAGCUAUCUGAUCCUACUUUCCUUGAUAGAUAGAUAGACAGAUGGACAGAUAGAUAGAAUCAUAGAGUUGAAAGAGACCACAAGGGCCAUCUGAUCCAACUUUCCUAGAUUGAGAGAUAGAUAGAUGGAUAGAUGAAAUUGUAGAGUUGGAGGAGACCACAAGAGGCACCUGGUCCAACUUUCCAAGAUAGAGAUAAAUAGACUUGUAGAAUUGGAGGAGACCACAAGGGCCAUUUGGUCCGUCUUUCCAAGAUAGAUAGAUAGAUAGAUAGAUAGAUAGAUAGAUAGAUAGAAUCAUAGAAUUGGAAGAGCCCAAAAGGGCCAUCUGAUCCGACUUUCCUAGAUAGAUAGAUAGAUAGAUAGAUAGAUAGAUAGAUAGAUAGAUAGAUAGAAUCAUAGAAUCGUAGAAUUAGAAGAGACUGCAAUGGCCUUAUUGUCCGGUAGACAGAGAGACAGAUAGAAUCAAAGAAUUGGAAGAGACCCCAAGAGCCAUCCAGUCCGACUUUCCAAGAUAGAUAGAGAUGGAUAGGUUUGUGGAGUUGGAGGAGACCACAAGGGCCACCUGGUCCCACUUUCCAAGAUAGAUAGAUAGAUAGAUAGAUAGAUAGAUAGAUAGAUAGAUAGAUAGAUAGAAUCAUAGAAUUGGAAGAGACCACUAUGGCCAUCUGAGCCUACUUUCCUAGAUGAAUUGAUGGAUGGAUGGAUGGAUGGAUGGAUGGAUGGAUGGAAUCGUAAAGUUGGAAGAGACCACAAUGGCCAUCUGAUCCGACUUUCCUAAAUAGAUAGACAGAUAGAAUCAUAGAAUCGUAGAAUUAGAAGAGACCACAAUGGCCUUAUUGUCCGGUAGACAGCCAGACAGAACCACAGAAUUGGAAGAGACCCCAAGAGCCCUCCAGUCCGACUUUCCAAGACAGAUAGAGAUAGAUAGGUUUGUGGAGUUGGAGGAGACCACAAGGGCCACCUGGUCCCACUUUCCAAGAUAGAUAGAUAGAUAGAUAGAUAGAUAGAUAGAUAGAUAGAUAGAAUCGUAGAGUUGGAAUAGAUCACUAUGGCCAUCUGAUCUGACUUUCCUUGAUUGAUCGAUUGAUUGAUCGAUUGCUAGAUAGGUGGAUAGAUGAAAUUGUAGAGUUGGAGGAGACCACAAGGGCCACCUGGUCUGACUUUCCAAGAUAGAUAGAUAUAAAUAGACUUGUAGAAUUAGAGGAGACUACAAGGGCCAUCUGGUCCGUCUUUCCAAGAUAGAUAGAUAGAUAGAUAGAUAGAUAGAUAGAUAGAUAGAUAGAUAGAUAGAUAGAAUCGUAGAGUUGAAAGAGAUCACAAUGGCCAUCUGAGCCUACUUUCCUAGAUAGAUAGAUUGAUGGAUGGAUGGAUAGAAUCAUAAACCACAAGGGCCAUCUGAUCUGACUUUCCUAGAAAGAUAGAUAGAUAGAUAGAUAGAUAGAUAGAUAGAUAGAUUUGCAGAAUUGGAAGAGACCGCAAUAGCCUUAUUGUCCGGUAGACAGAGAGACAGAUAGAAUCAGAGAAUUGGAAGAGACCCCAAGAGCCCUCCAGUCCGACUUUCCAAGAUAGAUAGAGAUGGAUAGGUUUGUAGAGUUGGAGGAGACCACAAGGGCCACAUGGUCUGACUUUCCAAGACAGACAGAUAGAAUCGUAGAGUUGGAAGGGACCACUAUGGCCUUCUGAGCCUACUUUCCUAGAUGGAUGGAUGGAUGGAUGGAUGGAUGGAUAGAAUCGUAGAGUUGGAAGAAACCACAAGGGCCAUCUGAUCCUACUUUCCUAGAUAGAUAAAUAGAUAGACAGACAGACAGAUAGAACCAUAGAAUAGUAGAAUUAGAAGAGACCGCAAUAACCUUAUUGUCCGGUAGACAGAGAGACAGAUAGAAUCAAAGAAUUGGAAGAGACCCCAAGAGCCCUCCAGUCCGACUUUCCAAGAUAGAUAGAGAUGGAUAGGUUUGUAGAGUUGGAGGAGACCACAAGAGUCACCUGAUCUGACUUUGCAAGAUAGAGAUAGAUAGAUAGGAUAGAUAGAAUCGUAGAGUUGGAAGAGACCACUGUGGCCAUCUGAUCCGAAUUUCCUUGAUUGAUUGAUUGAUUGAUUGAUUGAUUGAUGAAAUUGUAGAGUUGGUGGAAACCACAAGGGCCACCUGGUACAACUUUCCAAGAUAGAUAGAUAGAAUCGUAGAGUUGGAAGAGCCCACAAUGGCCAUCUGUGCCUACUUUCCUAGAUGGAUGGAUGGAUAGAAUCAUAGAGUUGGAAGAGACCACAAUGGCCAUCUGAUCCGACUUUCCAAGAAAGAAAGAAAGAAAGAAAGAAAGAAAGAAAGAAAGAAAGAAAGAAAGAAAGAAAGAAAGAAGAAACCCCCAAGAGCCCUCCAGUCCGACUUUCCAAGAUAGAUAAAGAUAGAUAGGUUUGUAGAGUUGGAGGAAACCACAAGGGCCACCUGGUCCAACUUUCCUAGAUAGAUAGAUAGGUAAAGGUAAAGGUAUAGGUUUCCCCUGACGUUAAGUCCAGUCAUGACCGACUCUGGAAGUUGCUGCUCAUCUCCAUUUCUAAGCUGAAGAGCCGGCGUUGUCUGUAGACACCUCCAAGGUCUACUGCCAUGACGGCAUGGAGCGCCGUUACCUUCCCGCCGGAGCGGUACCUAUUGAUCUACUCACAUUUGCAUGUUUUCGAACUUCUAGGUUGGCUCACUCCACUCCCCGGAUUUGAACCUGGGACCUUUUGGUCCACAAGUUCAGCAGCUCAGUGCUUUAACACACUUUGCUACUGGGGUUCUUGAUAGAUAGAUAGAUAGAUAGAUAGAUAGAUAGAUAGAUAGAUAGAUAGAUAGAUAGAUAGAUAGAGUUGUAGAAUUAGAAGAGACUGCCAUGGCCAUCCGGUCUGGUAGACAAACAGACAGACAGAACCACAGAAUUGGAAGAGACCCCAAGAGCCCUCCAUUCUGACUUUCCAAGACAGAGAGAAACAGAUCUGUGGAGUUGGGAGAGACCAGACUCCUUUUGAUGCAGCCUCGAAUCCCGUUGGCCUUUUUAGCUGCUGCAUCACGCUGUUGGCUCGUGUCCAAGGUGUUGUUUACGAAGACUCCGAGAUCCUCUAUCCCAGGGUCCAAGUCAUGGAUGAAGGUGUUGGAUAGCACUCUGCAGGACCUCCAGCCGCACCUCGCCACCCCUCCUUGCAGGGCCCGCCUUUCCAAACACGACCGAGUCCUCUUGAUAAACAAAGGCAGGCUGGAAGGCGGUGGAGGAGAAGGAGGAGGAGGCGGAGGAGUGCGAGUGGCAAGUGGAGGCCCUUCUUCCCUCUCCCCACCCCACCCAGCCUUGCACCCCACCCCAACGGUCCGGCCCACCUUGUUCUCCCCUCCGCCCCUCCGGGAAGGGCUUUUGCAGAGAGAAAAGCGAGUGAGCGAGAGCCGUGAUGAAAAGCGGGCUGACAGGCAACGGCAGCCGCCAAAGCCGCGUCACGGCAGCCUGUCUAAAGGGAGCCCAUUCCGCCUCUGCCUCCAUCCGCAGAAGCCCCUGAUCCUUUAAUCAAUCGCAGCCCAGCAACAGAAGAGCAAACACGCAGAGAUAACAAGCCCCAGCCAUGCAGUCCUUUCGCGAAAGGUGUGGUUUCCAUGGCAACCCGCCGAACUACCAACCGACGACUCCUUCGUCUUCGUCGUCCUCAUCCUCGUCGUCGUCGCAAGAUUCGUCCUCACGCCUGGAGAAUUACAGGCAUCAAAGCCAGGCCGGGCCGCACUGCGAGCGUCAGAGGAUGGUGGCCAAGGAGUACUACGGCCAGGCCCAGCCGCAGCCGCCCUUGCCCUACCCGGGCUACGGGGAGAACAGCGCCGUGGACAAGUAUCACCGGGGGAACAAGCCGCUGCGGGGCACGCCGCUCCCCACUCGGCCGCCGUCCUACCCCAACUACGCCAUCCAAGAGAAUAGUCCUUACCCGGCCCGUUAUUCCGGAGAGGAGGGUCUGCAGGCGUGGGGGUCUCCGCAACAACAACCUCCGCCGCCGCCGCCGUUGCCCGGCGGGGUGGCCAAAUACGAGGAAAACAUGCUGAAAAAGACGGGGAGUAGGCAAUACCACGAGCCGGCCCCUCAAAUCCCGUUCCGGACUCACUCCUUGCACCUCGCGCAGCCGCAGCCGCCCGCCAUGACGUACCCCAAGCUCCCGCGGCAGAAGAUCCCGAACGACGUGGCCUCCCCGAUGCCGUUCCCGCAAGGGCCGCACUUCACCCAGUCGUUCCCGGCCACCUCCACGUACACCGCUGUGCAAAGCGGGAACCAGGCGGUUCACCCGUACAAAAGUUGUAGCACGCCCUCGGCCCCGCCGCCGCCUCCGCCGCCUCAUGAACCUCGGAGCCUCGGAAAUGCCGCAAAUCUCUCCUCCGGGCAACGGGUUCAGAGCUUACACGGCUACCAACCGAACCGAAUUGCUUAUGACCAACAACAGCAACAACAACAACAGCAACAGCAGCAGCAACAGCAACAGCAGCAGCAACAAUCCAUGCAAGGAAGACAUCACCCUCAGGAGGCCCUGCAUUAUCAAAACCUAGCAAAAUAUCAACAUUACAACCCACCAGGACAGGGCUACUGCCAAGCCGAUCCACCCGUGAGGACACCGGACCAGUAUUACCAAACGUUCAGCCCUGGUUCUGGUCACUCUCCGGCCCGUUCCGUUGGCCGAUCACCAUCCUACAGUUCGACUCCUUCCCCGUUGAUGCCCAACCUGGAGAACUUCCAAUACACCCAACAGUCUCUGAGUACCGGAGCCUUUCCAACGAGCCUCGCCGACCACAGCCCUUUCAUGCCUUUGUUGAACCCGUCGCCGACCGACGGGGCAAGCCCAGAUACCCAGCCACCCGGGAAUUGUAAGAACAUACCAAAGGAAAAAAUGGCCGAGAACCUCUUGUCCGAUCUGAGUCUCCAGAGCCUGACGGCACUCACCUCACAAGUUGAAAACAUCUCCAACACCGUCCAGCAACUCCUACUUUCCAAAUCCACAGGGAUGUCCCAAAAGAAAGGGAUCAAAAGUUCACCCAGGACACCCGAACAACUCAAGGGUCAGCACUGCAGCCCCGAAGGUAAUAAUUACUCAGCUGAGCAAGCGGGGACUCCCCACUCGGAUCCUCUGAGCACCCCACAAUCAGUCCACGCUGAAACCCAGGAUGCUGAUUAUCUGAGUGGAUCUGAGGAACAACUCGAAAGGGGUUUCCUGUACUGCAACCAAAGCCGCAGCCCGGCCCGUGCCAACAGCAACGCCAAGGCGAAGCCCGAGUCCGUCUCUACGUGCUCCGUUACUUCGCCAGACAACAUGUCGACCAAAUCCGACGAUUCCUUCCAAAGCAUCCACACCAGCCUCCCACUGGAGACCUUUUCCAAGUUUGUCGCCAACGACCGGGACGGCCCCAGACUUCUCCUCAGUGCGCUUUCCCAAGAGGAGCUCGCCUCCGAAAUCAUUGGCUUGCAAGACGCCAUCAACGAGAAAGCCGACAAAGGCUGGUCCAAUUCCCCUGCUGCAAACAAAGACCCCAACAAAUCCCCCUUCCACUUGGAGAACCACAGGACCUGCCUGGAUUCCGUGGUCAAAAGCCCGUGGUCCAAUCCAGGGGAGUCCAACACCAUCACCGAACCCCUGAAGUUAGACAAAGCCUUGGGAGGGAAUACUGGGAAGGGUUUUACUGAAGAAGUAUAUGAGAACCCCCAGGUAGCAUUUCCAACCACAGAGACAAAGAAUUCCCUAAAAACGACAAGCUCGGUUGGGUACGACUCCAAAACCAACAUCCCAGUGGCCACCUCUAGCUCUGAGGCCGCCAAUUUCAGCUGCUAUUCGAAUGCCACGGCCAAUUCGGUCAGUUCUGAAAAUGCCAUGGAGAAUUUUGAUUGGCCAGACGAAAACCUCAGUGACACAUGGAAAGAACUUGGGUCGAGCCUUCAAGCGUCCGAUCUUUCCAAGGCCCUGUUCUCCAGCAAACUGAGUGAGACUUCUGAGGAGAAAAAAAACGAGUGCUGCUUGAACCUUUGUGAUACAGAAGACCCAGCUGAGCCUGAGCAAAUGGGAGGAUUCCCACAACAACAACAGCAGCAACAACAACAACAGCAACAAGAGGCAAGCAAGGGAGAGAACCCAACAUAUGAAGAAGCCACCAGAGCAGACAGUGAACGAUGGCUGGAAGACACCACCAGACAGUCAUGUUCUGGUGGAGACUUCAGCGAACUCCCAAUGAUGUCCUCUCCAGACCUUAAAGAAUCUGAUUUGGAACCAGAAGAAUAUUCCUCUUUGUGUGAACUCGCCAGUUCCGAGCAAAAGACUUUGACCUACGAUGCUUUCACACCGAAGCAGGCAGAGAACGCUCCGGCUCUUUCCCUCCAAGACACACCGGGUUCAGCGGAGGAGAUGGCGAACACCGUCGAAAAAGAGAACGCCGUUCCUUCUUCACAUCUCUCUGACCAAUCCGUCAUGCUCUUGGGCCCAACGGUGGGCACAGAGACAAAAGUGAAGAGUUGGUUCGAAUCUUCUCUCCAUCACUUGAAGCCUGAGGAGGAAACUCUGGGAGUUAACAACGUCCUUCCCAGCAAGGCAGACUCACCGGGGAAAAAGCAGAUCUCUCCGGAAAAAACACCGAUCAUAUCCGAACCAACGUCCAGGGGCAAGAGCCUUCGCAGUAAGAAGGUCUACUCGAGGCUCUCGGGAGGAGAAGACCCCAUCCAACCGAUGUCGAGCCCUUGUACGGGCAUCCAGGCAGCGGACAUGGUGGCCAACGCAUGCUCUGGUCCAAAUAAUCCAAUUGAAAUGCCAAGUAAGACUACUCAUGGCCCAACACCCCGGUCUCCAGCCGAAGGCUUCCCAGCUAGGAUGUGCACCCGCUCCUUUACUGCGCUGACCGACCCCAAGAUGCCCGACCCACUUGAAGGUGCCAAAGCUUCGACCCUUCAAGAGAAGCUGGGCAAGAAGUCGCCCUGUGUCAUCAAACAGAGAGCAACGUUCAAAGCAAGAAAACCAAACGGGAAGCCCGGUAAUCUGUCUCCUUCUUUGGUCCCGAAUUUUGUACCGAACGAAGACCCUGCUGGUCAUAAACUCAAAGAAGGCAACCCUUCGGAAGCAGAAGGAAAGGACCAACAGUCCAUGAUCCUUCGCUCCAGAACUCGGACCCAGGAGGUCUUCGACGGGAAGAAGAGGAAAGAGAAAGGCACUUUGGAUCCAGAGCUCAAAAAUACUAAGCCGCCCAAGAAGGUUUUCCCAAACCAUCUGCUUGGUUCCUUCAAGAUGAGCCCCCAGAUUAGACCCGAGAGGGAAAGUAAGCCGGGAAAAAGGGUGAAGCUGUCCAAGAUGGGAAGCAAGGUCUCUGAGAGACCACUCCAUGCCCUGAAGAGGAAGUCCACCUUCGUCCCGCCGGUGCCGGCCAAAAAGCGGAAUCUGGUUCUGAGGAGCACCGCGAAGGAGGAGAAGCCAGGAAAUGCGCCCGUCCUGUUCAAAAGGAUACCGUCGGCCAAGAAGGCCAAAAUGAAGCUGUCGGCUAAGAGUCCUGGCGAAGGUGCGCUCAAGUCCUUCCCGGCCAAGGAGAACGCCGUCUGCCUCAAGCUCAGCUCCAAGAUCAGCGCCAUGAAGACGAAGGUGCUUCCCCCGAGGAAAGGCCGGGGCUUGAAGCUGGAGGCCAUCGUGCAGAAGAUCACCUCCCCCAAUCUGAAAAAGUUUGCCUGCAGAACGGCCGCAGCGUCGGCGUCUGCCAUCACCGCCGCCGCCUCCCACGGUAAUCCUCUCAGCCCUUCCCUGCCGGAGAGGGAGCAGGCCUCAAAGAACGCGGCGGCGGCGGCGGGGGAAGCAGCCGCGAGGCCAUUAAACCAGGCCGUGUCACAAAAGGCUCCCGCUGCUCCAGCCCCCGAGCAAUUAUGCAGAAACCCGAACAACAGAUCCUUCAGAGGGAAACUAAUGAACAGUAAGAAACUCUCCUCCAACUGUUUCAAGGGUGAGGCCUAUCCGUCUCCUGAGAUCGGCAUCAGCGGCGGCGGCGUUGUUGUCAGCAUGGCCGCGAGCAGCAGCGUGGUGGGCCUCCUGCCCAAGAAAAGGAACCGAAAAGGGAAAGCGGCCGUCGUCUUCCGAGCGGCUAAAAACAGCUCCCACCUGGGCCCGGCCUUGCUUCUCCCAUCCCGGGCCGGAGGAGGCGGAGGAGGGAAAGUGGAAGAGGAACAAAGGGAAGGGAAGAAGCCCAAGGCCGAGGACAAAGCCUUCGGGAACGGCGAGGCUUCGGAAUUGAGGUCCUCGCGAGGGCAGAAGCAGCGGGCCAACAACCACGCCAGCUACAACGGCUACACCAAGCGGCAACGGAAGCAUCUCAACCGCCGCAAGGCUCCCAACGUGCCCUCGAGGUGUAAAAACCGGGCCAAGCGGCGUCACCAACAACAGGCCCCUCUUCUCAGCCCGGCCGAACCCGAAAUCCGGCUCAAGUACGUGUCGUGCAAGCGGCUGCGGACGGACACCCGGGCGGCGCCGUUCUCCCCGUACGUCCGGGUGGAGAAACAAGGCGAGUUCGUCACCGCUUGCACCGUGGUCAACUUCCCCACCGAGGAGAACAGGCUCCACGACGAACAGCACACUUCUUCGUCGGCUCCGGCGUUGUCGUCCCGGGCCACGCUUCCCCUGUCGUCCACGAUGCACCUCGGCCCGGUGGUCUCCAAGACCCUCAACGCCACCUGCUUGGUCUGCUGCCUGUGCCGGAACCCGGCCAACUACAAAGACCAAGGGGACCUCUGCGGGCCGUACUACCCCGAGGACUGCUUGCCGAAGAAGAAGUCGAGGCUGAAAGAGAAGAUCAAGGUGGACGGGCUGAGCGAGGAGCCGCCUUCUCUGUCCCUCCUCAAAGUGUCCACGGAUAAUAAUUGCUCGGGUGGGAAGUCGCCACGGUUGGACACCGGGGCCGAAUCCGCCAAGCAGAGCACGCUCCGCUCGAGCUCGAGGGGGAUGUUUAGGAAACUACAAAGCUGCUACUGCUGCGAUGAGAGGACAGAGGGAGAGGAUACAGCAGCAGCCACCGCCUCCGAAAAACCCCGGCGGCACGAAUGCAGCAAAGCAGACGUGCCGCUCCCGGACCCCGCCGGCGACACGCAGGAGCACUGGGUCCACGAGGCCUGCGCUAUAUGGACUUCGGGGGUUUACCUGGUGGCAGGGAAGCUCUAUGGACUGCAGGAGGCUAUAAAGAUGGCUGCCAACUUGAGAUGUUCCAGUUGUCAGCAAAUCGGAGCCACCGUCGGCUGUUGUCACAAAGGGUGUGCCCAAACGUUUCACUACACAUGUGCCAUUGAUACAGGUUGUUUGUUAACCGAAGAGACCUUCUCGCUCAACUGCCCCAGACAUAAGAAGCAGCCCUUAUAAUGCUCCGAGCACGAAGGGGGACACCGUCAUCUCCGCCAAAGUCUCAGCUCCGGGGAGAAGGGAAGCGGGGGGCGUUUCGAACCCCGAACCCCGUCGACGGGCAGCGGCUGCCACCUAAAAGGACUCCUAUUCGGGAGCGGCAAAGAGAAUGUAACCCAGCCGUCUUGCUCUCCGAGACCUACGCUUCCCCUCCCCGUUAUUAUUUUUUAAUUUUGCAAUAGUACUUCGACUGUGAAAAAAACCUGCCUCCGGAAUCUGCCUUUGCUGAGGCCACUCCCAUCCGAUCCUGAACCGGAUCCCGGAAACCCUACUCAAUCCGGCACAGGACUUUGGCUCCAAAAAGCCCUCCUCUUUCCAGGUUGGUGCGAGACCGUCCAGUUCCGGGUUUUCCCGCCUUCUCCGGAUGCAACCCGGGUCCAGUGGCGAAGAGAAGAGGAAACUCCAGUUCCGGGUUUUGACUCCUCCCUUCUCCCUUCCUUCACUUAGGAGCUGUAAACCAAUACUGAGAAGCUCAGAUCUUCUACCUGGGACACGGCUGCUGGCAAAACCUGGCCCGGAAUUUAUUGUUGUUCUUUUUCCCGGAACGGAUCCCAAAGAUCUGCGGAUUCCUAGAGGCUCUUGUUUUGGAAACUUGACAUCCUGUGGCCGGAUUUCCGGCGCGUGGCGGAGCCCGAGUCCCCCGUCGAUACCGAUCCCGCAGGACCCAAUACCAGACUCUCUUUCCGGGCCCCAGAGAGGAGUGGGGCCCAGGUCCGGAGCCCGGUAGAAGCGCAGCCGUGGGCCGCCGUCCUCGCUCACGUCUCGCGUCGUCGUUUUUUGCCGAUCUGAUCUAUUUUUGCCUUCAGCAGACCUCAUGGUGCGUGUGCGUGUAUGUGUGUUUUUUCUGUAUAUAUAUGUGAUCCGCGUGUAAAACAAAACAAACAAAAAAAACAAAAACGGAAACAAAAAAGCACCCCGACGUUUUUUGGGAAACAAAUGCCGCGUCGCUUUGGUUCGUUCGCUCGUUUGGUUUUGGGUUUUUUGGGGGAUAAUUAUUAUUAUUAUUAUUAGUUUGCUUUCCGUCCCUGUCUGCCCGAACUGCUCCCCAUCCGCUCCAUCUCCCUCGCCGCCUCCUUUUCCGCUGUAUCGUUUGCCAUUUCUCUUCCUCGGGAUCCACGGAUCCAGCUCUCGCCUUCCUUCGCCUCUUGCUUCAAAAGGGAAAAACAAAGGAAAUGCAGAAUACGAGAUGCUACAAAGGCCUUUCUACGUCAUUGUUUUGUUACCCUGCUUUGGUUUGUCGUGAGCCGUUCCAAGGCGGGACCUUCCCCUUCUAAACGGGAAUAGAAACAAACCCAUUUUUGGGAGUUUUUGGUAGUUGCUAAAAGUAUGGCGGAAGCGCUAUACACAGCCCAAUGCAACCCUAUAGCUAGUAGGUACAAAUCCCAUUGAUAUCAUUAUAAAUUAGGGACUCAAUCCCGGCCGAUCCAGGAAGCUAAGUAGAGUCAACUGUGGUUCCUCAUUGGAUGGGAAACCACCAGUGCAUCCCAGUUACCAUAGGCUUUAUUCUUGCCGAAGAAAGCCUUACGGAAUCCAUGCUUUGCCAUAAGUCGAUGACUUGAAGAUACCUGAAAACACACAAUUAGAAACCUCUCCCGCGUUGGUCCUUUCCUGGUUGGUGUGUGCAGCACCUCCAUCCACAACACAUCCACAACACACAAAAUUACCUCUUUUGAGAACUAGGUCCUUAUUUUGGGCAUCUCAUUGGCCCCUAAAAAAUAGCCCUUGAAUCCACCCGGGUUGCCCAAACUUGCUUGAAUUCAUUGCUGGUCAAGUUUAGUAUUUCAGGAUGACAAAGAAGGAACCAAUCCAUUGUUUUUAGUGUGAAAUGUUUUCUUGUUGGCAAAUUAAUUUCCUAGUGAGAAUGUCUCCAAGGGGAACCUCUCUACGCUGUCGAAUGCACGCAGCUUGAUACCAUUUUAAUCCUUAUGGCUCAAUGCUAUGGAAUGGUGGGAGUUGUAGUUUGCCAAGGCAUGAGCAGUUAGGGUAGAUAGAGAAGGCUCAAGGCCUUGGAAGGCUCCCAGGUUUCCAUCGCAUUGCCCCCGUGGCACUUAGAGUGGUAUCAAUCUGUGUUAAUGCCACGGUGUAGAUGCACCCAAAGCUCCUCUUCGAGGGGUGGAAAGUAAUUCCCGUUUCGGAAUUUUGUUUGCAUCUCAAUUGAAAUAAAACUGGGAUAUGAUGAUUAUUAUUAACAUUAUUAUUAAUAAUAUUUUAUGGAAAUGUCUAAUUUUGUGCACCAUUAUUAUUAUUAUUAUUAUUAUUAAUAAUAAUAAUAAUAAUAAUAAUAAUAGUAAUAAUAAGUGAAAUGGUGCACAGAAUGAGACAUUUCCGUGACUGCAAAUGGGCCACAGAGCGAAGCUCAAACUGUGUUAAAGCCAUGGUGUAGAUGCAUCCAAACCUACUAUUUGAGGGGUGGAAAGUAAUUCCUGUUUCCAGUUGGGAAUUUUGUUUGCAUCUUAAUUGAGAUAAAACUGGGAUAAUAUUAUUAUUAACAUUAUUAUUAAUAAUAUUAUAAUAAUUAUUAUAAAUAUAAUAAUAAUAAUAAUAAUUAAUAAUAAUAAUUAAUAAUAAUCAAAAUGGUGCACAGAAUGAGGCAUUUCCGUGACUGCAAAUUUGCCACAGAGUGAAGCUCAAACUGUGUUAAUGCCAUGGUGUAGAUGCAUCCAACCCUCUUUGA